Symbiodinium necroappetens is the source of this 618-nucleotide messenger RNA. The record is from the annotation of a GenBank genome assembly. NCBI's taxonomy places the organism in Eukaryota, Dinophyceae, Suessiales, Symbiodiniaceae.
AUGGAGAUCAACGCGGCCAGCCACCUGGCAGCCGUAAACCGCACGGUUCUCUUCGUCAACAGCGACGAGCUGCUUCGCGCGCUUCUCGCUCUCACCGAGGAGGAAAACUAUCCCCUGGUCUUCGGCUGCGUGGCCGGGAAGGACCGGACCGGUUUGUUGAGCUGCCUCAUUUUGUCAGCCCUGGGCUGUGACCGCGAGACGAUCGUACAUGACUAUUUGAAGACCAACGAGGCCGCCCGACACAUCGACGCCUGUAACCAGGUGGCUCAGCACCUCUGGUGGGAGCAGCUAGCAGCUGAGGCGCCUAGCAAAUGGCAGCGGAUGCAGCCGACACUCCCAAAGCUCCACUUCGAUGCGACGUGGCCCGGGCUCGAGGCUGACGACGGGUCUACUCCGCCGCCUUUGCGGGAGGACUUGAGGCCAGAGCUCGAGGCGCCAAAGGAGCCUCCAAACCAGGAAGAGGCGCUUGCCGUGCUUCAGGGUUCGGUGGCCUAUCUCGGAACUCUCGAGUACACCUUGGAUCUGUUGGACAGCGAAGGAGGAGCUCUGGCCUACCUGGACUCCAUAGGCUUCGGGGGGCCUGAGCUCGAGAAACUCCUGGCCAUCCUUACUGUGUAA